Microsporum canis CBS 113480 is the source of this 864-nucleotide messenger RNA. RefSeq lists its product as hypothetical. NCBI's taxonomy places the organism in Eukaryota, Fungi, Ascomycota, Eurotiomycetes, Onygenales, Arthrodermataceae. The record is from RefSeq and is a predicted model, not a curated record. The transcript has 2 exons. The coding region runs from base 1 to 864 and encodes 287 amino acids.
AUGGGAAGACUUAGCGGUGCUCAGCUUCGUAGCCUCUGGUCCGGGCCUAGGGUUAGACUCAUGCAUGCAACUUCGCCUGAUGAAGCACCCCAGGUCCUCUUUAACGCUAUUCCGAAGAACAUGAUAGCAUAUUUUUCUCCGGUCCUCAAGGAUUGUUUCCCAGCUAUAGGUGUGGCUCGCGUAAACCGCCAGGGAUGCGAUGGAGAGAAAGUGGCUACUCUAUACGGUGGUUUGAAGCAAGCUUUCAUCAUCAUCUUCAACUGGAUGACCAAGUCUUGCGAAGGUCAAGGCCUGGCCUGGAUUGAGCGCAUGAACUAUACGAAAUACGCCCGAGUCUUUGAAGCUGCUAAACUCCUUUGUGUGGAGUUGGUUAGUGAAGACAUGCUCACCCGCAUGAACAAGAUGGCCAACACCCAGAUCCGCAUUGAAGAUGUGAGGUUGAUCUAUCAGUUCUUCCCCAAGCACUCUGAGCCACGCCAGAUCGUUAUCCGAAGCAUUGGUGAUGCAGUCUUCGAUAGACGCUUGCGUGCAUGGGCCCUAUAUAAGGAAUUCAAAAUUGACUGCCGUGAAUAUGACUAUGAUAUUUAUGAGUACGUGGAGAAAAAGCGCCAUGCUGUUGCUGAGAAAGAACAGAGACAACGUCUGCUCGAGAACCAGGGCAAACGAAGACGGCCCCGCAAAAGCAAGCUGCAGCAGACCAAAGAGGCGGACGAUACCACAGAUGAGAACACUGCGAAUCAAGUGGUAGCCACAAAAGUGACUGGAGUGGUCUCUCGCAAGGGAAAAGGGGGCCAACCAACCUAUGUCAGUGUCACUCUGGACAAAUUUGGCGUUGAUAAUGCAGACUACAGACCUCGCUAUUAG